AUGUCUGAUGCUCUUCCUGAAAUGCAAUACCGCCACCUUGGCCGGACAGGACUGAAGGUGUCUGUCAUCUCUCUUGGUAGCUGGCUUACUUAUGGUGGCCAUGUUGGAAAUGAGACUGCAUUCGACUGCAUGAAGGUCGCGUAUGAGGCCGGCAUCAACUUCUUUGACACAGCCGAGGUUUACUCCGCUGGCCAGUCCGAGAUUGUUCUUGGAGAAGCAAUUAAGAAAUUUGGUUGGAAGCAGAAUGAUCUGGUGAUCUCAACCAAGAUCUACUGGGGCCGAGCCAACAGCGCCAACCCUGACAAGCCACUAAAUAACAAUGGUCUCUCAAGAAAGCAUAUCAUUGAAGGCAUGAACCAAUCUCUCAAGCGACUGGACUUGCCAUACGUGGACAUUGUCUACGCCCACCGCCCAGACCGCGACACCCCCAUGGAGGAAGUCGUGCGUGGCUUUAAUUACCUCAUCGACACCGGCAAGGCCUUCUACUGGGGCACUUCUGAGUGGUCGGCAAGCGAGAUCUCUGAUGCCUGGCGGAUCGCCGAUAGACUGGGCCUCGUAGGCCCCGCCGUCGAACAGCCGCAAUAUAACCUUCUUGCGCGUGAGCGCGUGGAGAAAGAGUACCGCUGGCUCUACGAUGCUCACGGAUUGGGUCUUACCACCUUCUCGCCACUGAAGGGUGGUGUCUUGACGGGCAAGUACAAUGGAACUACGGCGCCACCACCUGGUUCUCGUCUGGCAGAGUCUGAGGAUGGAUAUGUGAAGGGCCUGCGCAAGACUGUUGGUGAUGAUGCAUGGACUAGACAGUUGGAGCAGACAGCUGCUCUGAAGCCUAUUGCUGAUGACCUGGGUAUCAGCACUGCUCAGCUGUCUUUGGCAUGGAUUCUGAAGAAUCCCAAUAUCUCUUCUAUGAUUACUGGUGCUUCGCGACCUGAGCAAGUGCGCGAUAAUGUGCGUGCUUUGGCCGUGGCUGAUAAGUUGACCCCUGAGAUUUUGGAGAGAAUCGAGAAGGCUGUUGAUAACCAGCCGGUUGAGGAGAAGCGUCGGUUCUAA
Penicillium pulvis is the source of this 1050-nucleotide messenger RNA. RefSeq lists its product as uncharacterized. Bases 1 to 1050 code for a protein of 349 amino acids. The transcript has 3 exons. The record is from RefSeq and is a predicted model, not a curated record. Lineage: Eukaryota; Fungi; Ascomycota; Eurotiomycetes; Eurotiales; Aspergillaceae.